Trichoderma atroviride IMI 206040 is the source of this 6342-nucleotide messenger RNA. Its product is annotated as Type I Iterative PKS. The record is from RefSeq and is a predicted model, not a curated record. Lineage: Eukaryota; Fungi; Ascomycota; Sordariomycetes; Hypocreales; Hypocreaceae. Gene Ontology annotation, biological process: fatty acid biosynthetic process; secondary metabolite biosynthetic process. Gene Ontology annotation, molecular function: phosphopantetheine binding; fatty acid synthase activity; 3-oxoacyl-[acyl-carrier-protein] synthase activity.
AUGGACGCAGCCAAUAUAUCGGGAGUUGUUUUCUCUCCCCAAAGCCAUGCAACCCCAAAGUCGUACCUUGACCAAAUCCACUCAACUCUCAGAGGUUCGGACAUCUAUGUGCCCCUUUGCAAAGCCCUCUCAAGCCUUCCACAAACGUGGCAAGAAAUUGCCAGCCAACAUCCUAAAAUUGCUUCUCUGGAGCAUGGCCUUACUUAUGCAAGAUAUUUUCCCACGUGGCUCCAAACGGGAGACACGUCGGGGUUGGAAAAUAACAUGUCAGGGAUUGUCACAUUGCCACUGUUGACAAUAAUACACACUGUUCAAUAUGUUCAGUACCUACAGCUGACCGGCAUUGCACAUGCCGAUUUCCUACUCAGCCUACGAUCAGGAGGCGCUCAGGGAUUCUGUGCCGGACUUAUGGCGGCUAUGAUUGUUGCAGUGUCAAAGGACGAAACUGAAGUCAUUGCGAAUACUGCCAAAGCUGUCCGAAUCUCCUUCGCCAUAGGGGCGUUUGGUGAAGUAGGCUGUGAUUCGACUUCGUUGAGUUCUACUACUAUGGUAGUACGGUUGAAAUCUGGCUCCGAAGUUGAAGAAAUCACACGCGAGUUUCCAGAGUCCUACGUUUCUGCGAUAUCCGACUCCAAGACGAUAAGUCUCAUCGCUCCUUCAGCAGAGAUUGCUACAGCCCGGGCGUACGUCGAAAAACUGGGUCUAUCAUCCAAGAUGAUUCACAUGCGAAGCAAUAUACAUAAUCCGAAGAAUAGAGCUCUUGCAGAGGAGCUUUUGGGCUUCUGCCUCGGCAAUGCAGACUUACAGCUACCAAAUAGUGACAAUCUGCAAGUUCCCGUACGAUCGAACAGAACAGGCCAAGUCCUUACAAACUGCUCUCUCACAGCUGAAAUCAUAACAACCAUUCUAACAUCGUGUUGCGACUGGAAUGCUGUCAUCAGCAAUCUGGCACAUGAUCUCCAACAGACGGGAAAUCAGUCUCAUCGUAUAGCCAUGAUUGGCCUAGGAGACUGCAUACCACUCCCACCCUUUCAGAAGAAUAACCUUGAUAUUACCAAAUUGGAUAUCAUGGGCAUUACUGAAGGCUUAAAAAAGCUUAUGAGAGAUCAAAGUCUAUCAUCGCUUGAUCUUUUCCCUCCCGGCUCAAUCGCUGUGGUAGGCGCUGCUUGUCGCUUACCAGGAGCAAACACACUAGAAGAACUCUGGGACCUCAUUUCUCGAGGAGAAUCCCGGCUUGAGAGUCUACGUGAGGAUCGAGUAAAGUUAACGGAAUCUUUCCGAGCGUCACAAGAUAAAGAUUGGACCGCAGGGCGAAAGUGGUUUGGCAAUUUUGUGGAUGGAAUUGAUAAGUUCGAUCACAGCUUCUUUGGUAUAAGUCCGAAAGAGGCAGCAUACAUGGACCCUCAGCAGCGUCUUCUACUAAGCUGUGCCUAUGAAGCAAUGGAUGCCAGCGGAUAUCUACAUGACCAUCGACGAGAAAAUGGCGACCCAAUUGGCUGUUUCAUCGGUGCGAGUUAUACCGAGUAUUGCGAGAAUGUCACCGCAUAUGCUCCUUCAGCAUUCGCUGCUACCGGAACUAUUCGUGCCUUUCUUUCCGGCAAGAUUAGUUAUCAUUUUGGCUGGACUGGGCCUUCCGAGGUCAUCGACACCGCAUGCUCAGCCUCAUUAGUGGCUAUUCAUCAUGCCUGUCGAGCUAUCCAGGCUGGUGACUGCCCAAUGGCCCUUGCUGGCGGGGUUAACAUCAUCACCGGCAUUCAAAACUACAUUGAUCUAGGGAGAGCCGGGUUUCUCAGCAAAUCCGGUCAAUGCAAGCCUUUCGAUGAGUCUGCAGAUGGCUAUUGUCGGGCAGACGGUGUAGGGCUUGUUGUUCUGAAACCGCUCAGCCAGGCCGUUGCUGACAGGAAUCAUAUCCUUGGCGUUAUCCCUGCUUCGGCUACGAACCAAGGCGGCCUAUCUCAUGGAAUUACAGUACCGCAUGGCGAUGCUCAGAAAGCACUUUAUCGUCAGAUGGUCAAAGCUGCGGGUAUCGAACCCGAGCAAAUUACGUAUGUAGAGUCUCAUGGUACUGGGACUCAAGUGGGGGACCCUAUCGAAGUUGCCAGCAUUCGCGAAGUAUUUGGUGGACCAUCUCGGCGAUCUCCUGUGCACAUUGGAUCUCUCAAAGCCAAUGUCGGUCAUAGUGAAACUGCUGCUGGAGUUGCCAGUCUUCUCAAGGUUCUUGCCAUGUUUGCUCAUCGAGGCAUUCCCCCACAGGCCGGGUUCAAAACAUUGAAUCCGAAAAUCCCCGCUCUUGAGCCUGACAACCUAGGGAUUGCAACUAGGCUGAUACCAUGGGAAGCAAAAACGCGUAUUGCUUGUGUAAACAGCUAUGGUGCUUCCGGAAGUAAUGCUGCUCUCAUCUGCUCAGAAUGGAGUGCGGGGAGCGAGAAGCCAAAGACUACUUCAUCGUCCUACCCGGUCUUCCUGAGUGCGAAUACGCAAGAAAGCUUGAGAGCUUACGCCAGUCGAUUGGCUUCAUACAUUCAAGACUCUGAACAAGGAUUGAACAUUGGCAGCGUCGCAUUCACUCUUAGCGAGCGCCGAAAACAUCAUCGAAUUCGGUGGUCUACCACGGCGCACAGUCUAUCCGAUCUGACACAUCAAUUGAAGUCAGAUCUUGUAAAUAGCGUUGAAAUACCCAAAACAAGAAAACCAGUUGUUUUGGCUUUCUCGGGCCAGUCAAAGACGAAAAUUGGCCUUGAUCCAAGUCUAUGCGACAUGUAUCCAAGGUUCCGGGCUCAUUUGGAGAGCUGCAAUAGCAUCUUGCGGAACCUAGGCUACUCAGAUAUCAUGUCUUCCCUCUGCCAGUCUGAGGCCAUCACAGACGUGGUUACGCUUCAUGCAGGCACAUUUGCUGUUCAAUAUGCUUGUGCAAGAUGCUGGCUAGACGGCGGAUUACAAGUAGACGCAGUAAUUGGCCAUAGCCUCGGCGAACUCACAGCAUUGGCUGUAUCUGGCGUUCUCUCUUUGGAAGAUGCUCUGCAUUUGGUUGCAAAACGAGCAUCGUUAAUCAAGGAGAAAUGGGGCGCAGACACAGGAGCAAUGCUGGCUAUCUAUGCCGAUUUAGAGACUGUACAGCGCAUUAUAGCAGACUCAGACACGGAGUUUGUAGACGACGGAGUCGAAAUCGCAUGUUAUAAUAGCCCUACCGCUCAUAUUGUUGCUGGAAAGAAAUCGUCUAUCGCUAGGGUUGAGAGAAUAAUUAACAACAGCCCCGAGUUCAACGGCAUCCGGUAUCAGGGUCUUGAUGUCAGCCAUGGCUUUCACUCCAGGUUAACUGAGCCUCUGCUCCCAGAUUUAGCCGAAUUUGCAAAAACAUUAACAUUUAACGAGCCUCGCAUUCCUUUGGAGACUUCCACAAAGAUACCAGUUAAUGGCUUAACGCCUGGUUACAUCGCUGAACACUCAAGACAUGGCGUCUAUUUUAGUCACGCCGUUCAACGACUAGAGAGCCGACUUGGGCCGUGCGUUUGGUUGGAGGCGGGAUGGCAUACACCCGUCAUCUCUAUGACGAAGAAGGCACUUCAAAAGACUGAAAUGCACAGCUUCCAUUCGCUGAGUGGCUCGUCCUCUGCAGUCAUCAACAUGGCAGCUAGCCUUUGGAAACAAGGCGUUUCUGUGACUUGGUGGGGAUUCUUCUCUCCCGAAGAAUCGAAACUUCGCCAUGUGUGGCUUCCACCAUGCACAUUCGAUGAUUCUCGCCAUUGGUUGAACCAUGUAGACCGCGCAAUCGAAAUGAAGCGAUCUCAGGCUCUAACUCAAUCAACAAGCGGAGGAGCUACUCCCCAAUCUACCCAACUGGUGAGCUUUAUCGGUAGGAUCGGCAGAGAUGACGAAUUCCGGCUACACACUCAGACUGAAAAGUACAAAACCAUGGUCACAGGCCAUGCUCUUCGCCAAAGGCCCCUGUGCCCCGCAUCGAUGUACAUGGAAUCCGCAGUAAUGUGCGCUCAAGAGAGAGGGGCUGAUUUUGAAAGACAGACGUUCCAUUUCCGUAAGAUUGGCUUUCACAGCGGUUUAGGCUGUGAUGACCGUCGGGAAGUGAAAGUCGUCUUGGGAGAGGACACAGGCACCGAUUCAUGGCGAUUUUCAGUCAAUAGCGCUGAUAAAGAAGAUCCAAGUCCUCUGCAAACGAAACACGCAGAUGGACAAUUUGAGGUAUCAGUAAAGGCGCCAGAUUACCGGAUUUAUGAGUCAUUGAUACUGGAACGCAUGGAAACCUUGCUCAAGGAUCGCAACGCAGAGCAUCUGAUGAAGAGAACUGCGUAUGCCUUAUUCUCAAGAGUAAUUGAGUAUUCCGAUCUCUUGAAGGGCAUUUCGUCCAUCACCCUGGCCCCCGGCCAAGCUGUAGCCGAAAUCGAGGUCCCAGCAGAGACAUUCGACAGUCGUGAGAGUACCGUUGAUCGAUUUAUGGAUGCCAUCUCGCUAGAUACGUUUAUUCAGGUACUCGGCUUACUCAUCAACACCAGCGGGAAGAAUGCUGGUGACGAAGUGUUUGUUGCAACCAGUAUAGCCAACAUGACAAUUCUACCAUGUGAUUUUAAGAGUCAUAGGAGGUGGGCUGUAUACGCCAUGUUUAGUAUGGAUGGAGAUAAGAGAGCAGUUGGAGACGUUUUUGUCUUUUCUGGAGACAGAAGGUUAGUCGUCUUUGGGUCACAAAUAUCCUUCACAAAAGUGCAAUCCAGUGUACUUGAAGGACUUCUCGAUGGCACCAGUCCGCGAAUGAACAUGGCCAAGGCCCGCAACUCUGAGACUAGAAUUAAACAGAGUAGAGCUUCGGUCAUUGCGAAAGAAGAACCUGGCACAACACAAACACUCGACCAGCGCACAAUGAUUGGUAAUUCUCCAAAGAAGUCACAGGAAACUCACCACAAGUUUGACGACGUCAAGGUUCUAAUCGCCAGCUACGUCGGAAUAUCGGCUUCCGAUAUUCACGAAGAUGAAAGCUUCAGCAGCUUAGGCUUAGACUCACUGUCUGCUGUCGAGCUUGUAGACGAGUUGCGGGUCAAGUUUGGCAUUGAUAUUUCUGCGACCGAUAUCUUGACAGCUCAGGUAGCUGAGCUUCAUAAUUACUUUCUAUCCAAUGGGAGAGAAUCGAGCACGACAACGAAUUCACACAGCACUAUGGCGGGCGAGCUACCAAAGUCCACAAAUGGAGACAAGCUUUUAACAAAUGGCCUCACCAUUGAAAAUGAGGAUAGGCAUGAAAGUGUCAAUGGAUAUGCCAACGGAGAUACCAACGCUACCGAGAAUACAAAUUACCAUCUAGCCAAAGCGCCAAAGCCUCGACAACAUACCAGGCACCGGAUUGAAACAGUAACUUAUAAAGAGGUGGAUGGCAUCGAAAUUGCAGCAGACAUCUUCAUACCGCUGGAGCCACCCUCAGAGAUCAUGCCUAUAGCACUAAUGAUUCAUGGCGGCGGCCAUCUGACACUCUCAAGAAAGGCUGUAAGGCCCUCACAAACAUCGUAUCUGCUUUCACAUGGAAUUCUGCCAAUUAGUCUAGACUAUCGACUAUGUCCCCAGGUAAAUAUCAUCGACGGGUCCAUGACAGAUGUUCGAGAUGCCUAUAUAUGGGCGAGAAAAGAUCUUCCCUUGCUUAUGCAGGCAAGGGGUAUUAAAGUUGAUGCUUCAAAGAUUGUGGUUGUUGGUUGGUCUACUGGCGGGCAUUUGGCAAUGACUACUGCCUGGACAACACUAGCAGCUGGAUUGCCACCUCCAUUAGGAAUCCUCGCAUUCUACUGUCCAACACAUUAUGACCCUUCAGAUGACUCACUGAGAAUGGGCAAGGAGUAUCAGCAUCGUACCAUGUCUAUGAGCGAGAUACAAAACUCGCUAGGAGCUCAGGUGGUCACGAGCCACGCAUUUAACAGCACUGAUACAACAAACAUGGGCUGGGUCAAACCUGGAGAUCCCCGCUCAGAGCUUGUCCUAGCUCUCGUCAAAGAGAAAAACGGGGUAGCCCUGCUAUUAGACGGAAUCCCCACUGAUGGAAAUACACUGGGAGUCCCAGAGCCAGAGCGCGUCGCAGCUAUCAGCCCUCUGGCUCAAGUUCAAAAGGGCAACUACCACACACCGACCUUUGUCAUCAUUGGGGACGAGGAUGAAAUCGUGCCAUUCCAUACUUCGGUGGACUUUGUGAGCACUCUUAACGAACAGGGAAUAAAGAAUGGAUUCAUUCCGGUACCAGGACAGCGCCACAUUUACGAUCUAACGCUGAGUCCCGGAAUGGCGAAGUGGGAUGAUUGGGUGGCCCCGGGUUACAAUUUCCUAUUUGAACUACUGGGGAUUGAGACGGAAUAA